GAUCAGAAACCUAAUCGGCCCUUUCCGGCUCCUGGAGGCCUAGCACCAGGAGCAGCCGGAGCAGAGGCUGCAGAAUUUGUGAUGAAGGAAGGAGACUUUAGAGCCACGGGGUCCUGAAUUCAAGUCCUAAGGCUGCCACUUGCUCACUGGGUGACUUCCGGCAAGAGACACAUCACCUCUCUGAGGCUGUUUCCUCAUCUGGAGAGUGGGGUGACAGCUUCAGCUCCUGUUGAAGGUUGCAGGAGGAUCCAGCUCUCUCAGACGACUGUGGGUAUGUGCAAGGGGCCCACCCCUGAGUCCAGAUGAUACUCAUGCCGAUGGCUUCAAUGAUGGCCGUGGCUGAACCAAAAUGGGUCCCAAUCUGGGGCCGCUUCCUGUGGGUGAUGCUGCUGAGCAUGGUGCUGGGGUCCUUGCUGGCCCUGCUGUUGCCACUGGGUGCCAUGGAGGAGCAGUGUUUGGCCUUGCUCAAAGGCUUCUACCUGCUCGGGAGCAAGUUGGACAGGGCACAGCAUGCCGUCACCAAAUGUACCAGCCCAUCCACAGAACUCAGUGUCACCUCCAAGGAUGUGGCACUGCUGGGGGUCAAGACCAAGUCCUCUCCAGCCGCUAGGUUGGAAGCCAAAGCAGCUUUGAACCAAGCCCUGGAAAUGAAGCGCCAGGGCAAGCGGGAGAAAGCCCACAAGCUCUUCCUACACGCCCUGAACAUGGACCCCGACUCCGUGGACGCACUCACUGAGUUCGGCAUCUUCUCCGAAGAAGAAAAGGACAUCAUCCAGGCGGACUAUUUGUACACCAGAGCACUGACCAUCUCACCCUCCCACCAGAAAGCGCUCAUCAACCGGGACCGGACGCUGCCGCUAGUAGAGGAGAUCGACCAGAGGUACUUCAGCAUCAUCGACGACAAAGUGAAGAAGGUCAUGUCCAUCCCCAAGGGCAACUCCGCGCUGCAAAGGGUCAUGGAGGAGACGUACUACCAUCACAUCUACCACACGGUUGCCAUCGAGGGCAACACCCUCACCCUCUCGGAGAUCAGGCACAUCCUGGAGACCCGCUAUGCCGUGCCGGGGAAAAGCCUGGAGGAGCAGAACGAGGUCAUUGGCAUGCACGCGGCAAUGAAGUAUGUCAACACGACACUGGUUUCCCGCAUGGGCUCCGUCACCAUCAGCGACAUACUGGAGAUCCACAGGCGGGUGCUGGGUUAUGUGGAUCCCGUGGAAGCUGGCCGGUUUCGGACGACACAGGUCCUUGUGGGACACCACAUCCCUCCCCAUCCUCAAGAUGUGGAAAAGCAGAUGCAAGAGUUCAUACAGUGGCUCAACUCCGAGGAUGCUAUGAAUUUGCACCCGGUUGAGUUUGCAGCCUUGGCCCAUUAUAAACUCGUUUACAUCCACCCCUUCAUUGAUGGCAAUGGAAGGACCUCACGCCUGCUGAUGAACCUCAUCCUGAUGCAGGCGGGCUACCCACCCAUCACCAUCCGCAAGGAGCAGAGAUCCGAGUACUACCAUGUACUGGAAGUCGCCAACGAAGGCGACGUGAGGCCAUUCAUUCGCUUUAUUGCCAAGUGUACGGAGACCACCCUGGACACCUUGCUCUUUGCCACAACAGAGUACCCUGUGGCACUGCCGGAGGCCAAACCCAACCUCUCUGGGUUCAAGGAGACGCUGCCUGUGAAACCUUAACCCUUUAAACCCUCCCUUGGUGAUGGGACUUCCGGGGGAGAGAAAAAUCAACUUAUCAUUUCUAGAAACCUUGUCACCUCCCAAAGCAAAAGGAGACAGAUAAGGAACUUCAACACUUUACCUCCAAAUGUUUUUUUAGUUAAAACAGAAAAAAACUAAAUUAUUAAGCCUUGUCGCUAAGAUAACUUAUAAUUCAGACAAGUUAUUUAUUUUCUUCUUUUGAGCCAGUAAAUGUGUGGUGUCUGCCAACAGUGCUAGUGGCCCACUCUUGUGGUCAUCCCAGCAGGUGUUGGGGGUACCAGUGCUCCUUGUGUGACCAAACCAGGUUCUGGGGAAUUUGCACUAAGGUGGGGAGAGGCCAAGACCAGGACGAGGUCCAGAGACACAGGACUGACUCCUCCCGGUCUUUCCGCGAGACUGGCCGAAAGGUUCCGUGCCUCUACCUGGGAUAUCAGCACUCCCGGGGAGAACCUGGUCCCGUUUCUGAGAAGUGAUGGAAAGCUUGCUUGCUUAGAGGUUUUUGCUUUCCUACGGAGAGAUUAGUCCUGUGGCUAAUUCUUACUGGCCAGGCAGACUUCUGAGAUAUAAAAUGAAAUGAGUAUUGACAGCAUUUCUGGUUCAAUACCUUGCUUAUUUCAGGGAAGAGCCAUAGUUUGCAAACUCCAGUGUCAGGGGCUAUUUUUCCAUAAAUUAAGAACAGGGGAAUGGUCAGCAUGGUUUUUCUUUGUUGAUGUUGCUCUCACUUCAUUUGCAGCAACUCAGAGCAGAUGUUUUAGUCUGAAAGUUCCCUGGGUUUUCACCAAACAGCUGAAUCCUGCUGUCCAUCAGGUACUGUGCAGGUGGGCAAGUCCGCCUCACUUGACCCCCUUGAGUUUUACAUGAGAAAACAAAUGCUGUGUCACCACCAAAUAAGCAUUGUGGUAGUGAGAGCUACAAUGUACUGAACCAUGAAAAACCUUUGACCACAGCUGGGACAUGUCCCUUUUGUCAUGCAUUUUGAUUCACUUACCUGACCCCCACCUCUGUACUGUCCAGCAUCCCCUCGGGGAAGCAGAAUAGAUUGCCUUGGAGUGGCCUUACUUUUCUAACAAUUUAUAAAAUGUGUGUAAUACGGCCAAGCUGUCCUUCUAUGGAAGUAGAAUCUCUUUCAAUCACAUGUGGCACAGGUGCCAAUAUGAUUGCUGCUAUUUAGUGAGAAUGGACAGAGCCCGUGACGUCUACCACUGUGCUGCACUUUGUCAGUGUCUGAAUGAGGGUGAGAACAUCCAGGGUUGUCUCUGAUUUGAGAAUUCAGAUCCUGAUAGUAAUGAGGUCACUGCUCUUAUGUAGCAAGUGUUUAGUUAUUUAAUUAUAUAAUAGGCACAUUCAGAAUGGUUUUCUGAAUUAAGGAAGAUACGUGUAAAGAUAUAUGAAAUGCCCCAAGUGAUAGUUAUUCAAACCUUUAAAGAAAAUAUUUUCAUACUUUAUGCUGCCAUAAGGUAUUUCUUAACCUUAAAUCUUCUAUUGUCCUGGUUUCAUAAGCACACCAAGGAAGCCUGACGUGCGUGCUUGUUUGUACUAUAGAAUUGGCACUUUAGCUAUAUGUGAAGGAUAUCAUUUUAACAAAUAACUGACUCUAAUAAAGUAUUUUAUUGUA
Molecule: messenger RNA, 3315 nt
Organism: Miniopterus natalensis
Lineage: Eukaryota; Metazoa; Chordata; Mammalia; Chiroptera; Miniopteridae
Gene: FICD
Product: FIC domain protein adenylyltransferase
Molecular function (GO): protein binding
Source: RefSeq, a predicted model, not a curated record